Ruditapes philippinarum (Manila clam) is the source of this 2350-nucleotide messenger RNA. RefSeq lists its product as uncharacterized. The transcript is spliced from 4 exons. Lineage: Eukaryota; Metazoa; Mollusca; Bivalvia; Venerida; Veneridae. The record is from RefSeq and is a predicted model, not a curated record. Gene Ontology annotation, molecular function: protein binding. The coding region runs from base 93 to 1730 and encodes 545 amino acids.
CUAAAUUAUGUUUCUAUCAAUACACACACCGAGUAUAAACUUCCUUGUCUAUAAAUGUGUUUAGCACUGGAACGCUGUUUAUAAUUAUUGAGAUGUCGGCAAAAACAGAAAAUGAGGACGAUGUUUAUGCGAAAUUAGUGAAGGGUUUGGUAACAUCGGUACAAUCAGAAACAGUAUCUGAAGAAGCAGAGCGUAUUCGUGCUGCUAUACAUUUCUAUUUAAUGGCCUGGCUUGGUGAAGUUGAAGAUAUAAAUCCGCUGUUUAAGGUUAAAGAGUUGAUUGGAGUGGGUAGUUAUGCUGAAGGCACAAAGAUAAUCGAACCUAAUGAGUUUGAUUACUUAGCUGUAAUUGAUGACUUCUCCAAACCAGGUCUGUUGACAAUAGAUAAAGGGGAAUCAAGGGUUUACGAAGGAUUAGUAAAAGUCAAAGUUGAAGACGAUAAUUUAAGGUCUAGAUGUAGCCAUCUAUGUAAAAGUGGCCAUUUACAAUGCUUUCAACCAAUAAACUUUCCGAAGUCAGGUGAACAUCGAUUCGGACAUGUUUUUAUUGAGGCACUUUUAAAGUAUGCAAAGAAAAAUGGAUUACGAUGGAGACUUGGAGAAGGUACUCCAAUAUACUUCUCAGGUCAACUCAAUUUACCAUCUGUUAACAAGAUAUCCCUCGUGUUAGGAGGAGUUGAAUACAGUGCACCGAAUGUUCUCAUUUAUUUCAAGUACAAAGACAGGGAAAUAACAACUGAUUUAUCCCCAGCAAUAAGAUAUUUUCAACUUGAAGAUUGUUUUAAAGUAGACGACUGUGCAGGUCCAGUUUUUGCAGAACUUGUUUUAAGUCGCAAGUCCCUACUGCUGAUUGGAACUUCAAACGAAUCAUAUUUUAAAAUCACAGUCACCGAAGCUGAGGUUGAAUACAUGACAAGGGUUAUGAAAACUGAGCACAAAACCAUCUAUAUAUUUUUAAAGUAUAUAGCAAAAUUAUAUCAAGACAAAGUAUACAAUUUUUAUCCUUUCACUUCCUAUAUGUUGAAAACAGUUUGUUUUCACCAUGAUAUCAAUUGUAAAGCAGGAAAGAAAUCAAUAAGAAACUGUCUUGAAGUGGUGAUAGACGAUCUAAUCGUAUGCGCUGAGCAAGAGUAUGUUAUAAGUAUCCUAAACAAUCACAUUCACCUUAAAUCAAACUACCCCGAUCGCCUGCUCAAGGAUUACGGAACAAGUAUGUUGACAGGCAUGAAGAACCUUUGCAUAUUACCUCAUGGUAUCAACACACUUGAUGCAUUUAAUGAAUUUGUUUGGAACGUUGUGCUGGAAGAGAAACAGAAAAGAGAUAAAGAACGUGAUGAAGAAAAGAAAAAUACUGAUGAAAUAAUCAAAAAGUCCAGAGAAAAAAUCAAAAGAGAGGUUUCAAAACUAACUGAUAUGGGCUUCACCACUGAUGAAGCCGAGAGUGCUUUGAGGAGAGCCUUAGAUGACCCUGAACUGGCUUUGGCAACAUUAAAAUAUGAAGCAGAAAAAAGAAAGGACAAAACAGUAAUGGAAUCUGACGUCGAAUCUGGAAAAGAGAAACGGAACGAGAGUUUGCCAAAUACCGUUCAAUCUAAUGUUCCUGCAUUGAACAGUGGUGCAAAUGAAACUGAUACAUCAAUAAAUUCAACAGGGGAGUCUCCUUGUGUUACUCAACAUGGGCUAACUUUAAUUAUCACCGAGGAAGUGAUAUAUGAACGACAAAAACAUUAACAAUUCAUUCAGCACAUAGCAUUGAAUUCUCAGAUUACUAUUACAAUUUGUAAUCUUUGGCAAGCAAAAACUAUUUUUGUUACGUGGGAUAUUUGUUUCUUUGCUUGUUGAUAUUUUUGUUCUUAGUUAACGAAAUCAAUACUAUGAGAAAUUCAAUAUAUGUCCAUCAAUUUUAAUACAUUAUACUUGAUAUAUAUGAUCAGGAACUAGAAUAUGGAACACUAAACUCAUGCAUACGUUAAGGAUAGCGUAAUUAUUAAUAAGAACGUUUUCAACGUUUAGUCAAAGUACCAAGUAAUAUUAAACCUAGUUAAAAGAAAAAAAGCUUGUACACUGCAUUAUGCAUAUGUUUUUAUUAUGCCCUAGAACAUUUUAAUCUCUAAAAAUUCAUGAAUGUAUAAAAGAAUUAGAUGAUAUGUAAAUGAUUUUACAAGGUGUUUAUUUUGAAAAUGUUUAAAUUAUUAAGUGACUGGUAAGCCCAACAUGACUGGUUGUUGUAAAUAACACAAUGUAUGUAAAUAACACAAUGUCACUAUUAUAAAAUUUUAUCUUAUCUUAAUAUCACCAUGACUUGUAUCUAUUGCAACUAGAAAAAUGCAAGGUUUAUAUAAGAAAUAAAG